Messenger RNA from Meyerozyma guilliermondii ATCC 6260, 1485 nucleotides. RefSeq lists its product as uncharacterized. Gene Ontology annotation, molecular function: A2-type glycerophospholipase activity. Gene Ontology annotation, cellular component: mitochondrial inner membrane. The coding region runs from base 1 to 1485 and encodes 494 amino acids. Gene Ontology annotation, biological process: cardiolipin acyl-chain remodeling. NCBI's taxonomy places the organism in Eukaryota, Fungi, Ascomycota, Pichiomycetes, Serinales, Debaryomycetaceae. The record is from RefSeq and is a predicted model, not a curated record. The transcript has a single exon.
AUGAAUUUGCAGCGAAUCGUACGCCGGCACUAUGCCACUUCUUUGGAAACGUCCAAGAAGGCAUUACGUGAUACCACACCCAUUCCGAAACUACCGUUGAGUGCUGGAUGGGCAAUCUGGUGGAGAUCGCUCAAAAAAUCAAAUCUUCAAAUUCUUCAAAACAACCUCAUACAGUUGAUGGUUCCAAAGUCGAACAAGGAAAACCAAAAUUUCACCAUAGAGAAUAAAAAAGUGAAAAUAGAUGAGGAGGGCAACUACUUGAAUGAGGUCUGCUUCUCUAUUGGCACCAAUCGGCCCGGUCCGGCCAAGGAAGUGGCCAUUCUCCAUGGCUAUGGAGCAUCGUUGGGCUGCUUUGCAAGGAACUUUCAACUCAUCAACAAGUUUUCGGAUUAUGAACACCCAGUGAAAAUCCAUUUCUUAGACAAUCUCUCGUUCGGUCUUUCUUCGAAUCCAAAAAUUAAGUCUUCUCGAAUCAGCCACUGGAAAAUUCCUCAAACCCCCAAGAUGAUUCUCAAUGAUCCGGACCAGCCCACAGACCCUAAGAAACUCUACAACAAGUACUACAAGUUGAUAGACUCGUUUGAGAUGGAUGCUGAAGAGUUUAGCAAAUACAAGGACAAAUUUCAGCCAAUUAUGAAAGACUUGGAAAACUACUAUCUUUCAGCAAUUGACCUGUGGAGAAAAGCUUCGAAUAUAAACGCACUCGAUCUUUUGGUUGGCCAUUCCUAUGGUGGUUACUGGGCAGGCUCCUAUGCUGUGAGGUAUCCUCGGUGCGUUAAGCAGCUAGUAUUGUUAUCUCCUGUUGGUGUCGAGCGCCAUGCUAAUGCCGUAACGAAACCACUCACCGGAUCCAAAGGCUUACAGACGAUUAAGCCGUCAUUGGACCCCACAUCCUAUACCUUUUUGUCAAGACUCCCAAUCUUAUCCAAGCAGACGAUUUGGAAAUGGUAUUAUUUGCAGCCAUUUUUACCUCGCUUACUCAAGUGGAUGGGACCAUGGGGCGUGCAAAAGUACUAUGAUAUGUGGUACAUGAAACUUUUUAAAAUUAACAAGUUGAUAGAAAAGCAUGGUGGACCCGAAAAAAUGCUCAAAAAUGAAAAUGACGUUGUCUACGGCACAAAUCAGGAAAUUCACACCAUCAUUGAGUACUUGUAUAACUCCAUUACCAAUGGAACUUAUUCGGAUAUCUACGUCAAAAACCUACUUACUCCAAGCACAAACAGCAAGUAUCCCUUGUAUGACAAGCUAAUGGAGUUUUAUUCAACCAGCGACUCGGCAAAUGGCCCAAGUGCUGUCCAUUUUCUUUACGGACAAUACGAUUUCAUGAAUAAGGAAGCUGGUGAAAAAUUGGUGAAAGCCAUCAACGCUUCGCAAGAGAAUACCGCUCACUUUCAUAGCGUUAGCGAAGGGGGCCACAACCUCUACAUUGACAAUCCGUUCGAGGUAAACGAUCUCAUACACAACAUUUUGGUUGCGAAACGUUAA